GUCGAUUUCUGGUGGCAGCGUACGCGGGUGGGCAGUGUUCCGCAAAUGCCAGGGACGCUGGGGUGCGCUGCGGAGUGGGCCAACGAGUCCUCUGUGGAGGCCACCGCUGACGAUACGAGGCGCGCUCUCUUCGACACAGGGGGAUCGCCGUCACCGAGCCGCUCUUCUGUGGGCGCCGCAAUUUUUAUGGCACGUUUCUCCACCCGUUUGGCUACCACGCUGCGAAGCGGCUGUGGCACAACCAGCGCCCAUGCCGUUUGUUUGCAUCUGGCAGCAGGUCACCGCUCACUUCGGCGGGCUGCGAUUUCGCUGUGUGCAUGGAUGCGGAAGUGGGACGUUCUGCGCGGGUUCCGUCCUGCCCCGGGCGCGGGCCACGCAACUGUCGAAACGAGGGGCGACGGUCCCAGGGCCGCACUGCUGUAG
Trypanosoma rangeli is the source of this 423-nucleotide messenger RNA. RefSeq lists its product as uncharacterized. Lineage: Eukaryota; Euglenozoa; Kinetoplastea; Trypanosomatida; Trypanosomatidae. The transcript has a single exon. The annotation marks the transcript as partial. The record is from RefSeq and is a predicted model, not a curated record.